This is a messenger RNA of Coregonus clupeaformis (lake whitefish), 4496 nucleotides long. RefSeq names its product putative nucleotidyltransferase MAB21L1. Lineage: Eukaryota; Metazoa; Chordata; Actinopteri; Salmoniformes; Salmonidae. The record is from RefSeq and is a predicted model, not a curated record. The coding region runs from base 1777 to 2856 and encodes 359 amino acids. The transcript has a single exon.
CUCACCGGGUAUGUCUACAAUGUACAACAUCAAUAAUUUGUCUAGUAUUAAUAGUAAUGGCCUGCUUAUAAAAACCUUAUGUUCACAACCUGUUAAUAAUGACAAGACACGGUUAUACAAUAUUGUGGACUAUAUAAUAUUCGGAAUCACGUUUUUCAACAAACUAACAAGAUGCUUGCAAUAAAGCAUUUACCAAUGUUGAAUAUGUCAAAUAUAUUAAAAAGCCUACACAUGUAUAGAUUACAGUCUUACAAAACAGUGAUAUAGCUAAUAGAAAUAUCGAUCCCAUCUUAAUUUUUCUUCAAUGAAAAGAUGAGUGUCCUACUUAAUUUGACAAGUUCAUCCUUCAAUUAAUGAGGGAUAGUAGGCCUAUUUCAUACAUUGGAAUAACGAAAGAUAUGAACAUUCAUAUUCAAAAACGUCUUAAUUGAAACGUACGCCUGAAAAGGUAUUUUCUUGCGUUGUAUAGCCUAUACAACUGUAAGAAAAAACAAUUAACUUCUAAAGGGCUUUGGGCCUUCACGUUAUCAUUAGCCUAUAUAAGAAAACACAGAAAAUUGACUGGUCCAAUAUUUUUUCACUACCAGGAUGUUCCAGGCAUACAUGCUUUAUUGUCAAAAUAACCAUGCGUGUGAUUUCACAGGCCUAAUAAUUAUACAGUAGCCUAGCCUACUGAUAUGCUAAAGAUGUAAAUCCAUCUUCUAUAAGCUAUUUCAACAUGCAGUUUUAUUAUUUUUCUAAGGACACCGCAUUCCAAAUUCAUCUUUGAAAUAUCCCGGUAGAAUAGAUUUAGCAGUGCGAAUCGUCAGUCAAAGCAAAAAAAAUAAAAAAAAGACAUAACCCCACGCAACAACCGUCAUCAAACCUGUCAUUCUUGUCGUCUUGUCUAAUAUUAGAUCAGGUACAGUCCUGAGGCCGUGGACAAUACAGACACACUAAUCUACAAGAAUAAAACAAAACAAAAAUAAGAGUAAACAAGAAUAAUAAACACGAGAAAAAUACAACAUAAAAUACAUGUUUUAUUCAAAACAAAUAAAUAAGCAAAACCCUGGCAUAUAUUAUAGCCUACCUACUGUAGCAUACAACCAAGCAGUCUAAAAUGAGCAGUUGAAGAAAAUCCGUUAAAAUUUCAAAAAGACAGCCUGAAAGAAAGCAGAAAAUGGCUCUCUCUCGCCAAUGCGUAGGUGGACUUCCGAUCCUCGAGACUAUUACCUUUAGUUUAAAUUGUAUAUAAAACCCGGGGAUUAAUUUGUUGUCGAUAAACUGGAGGCGGUGACGAAUCAGCGAUUGGACACCCUCGAUCACAUCCCUCCCUUUAUAAUUUCCCGAAGAGCGUCCGGGCUGUUAAACACAGAAAGACUCAGCCACCUCCACGACGCCCUCACACACACACACACACACACACAGACAGCACCGCGCACUUUCACAUGCGGAUCCAUAACUACAGCAGUGAUUAGAGAAAUAACAAAAACAAAGACGAGGUUGUUUUGACUACUGACGUGAGAGGGUGUAUUAUGGACUUUUGAUAAUUAUUCGCAAAUCGAAGGACAUACUUUUUCCAACUGCAGUUCAAUGCAAAAGCUUAUGCUUUAGACCGGUGAGAUUAUUACGCAUGUGCCCCAACAAGCAAUAGGCUUGGUUGGGUCUUUUGGAACAUUCUUUCUUCUUUUUAAUAGCGUUCUUUCUUCUCUAAUAUUGGCUCCCGUACAAACAGCCGCGUUGGAUCCGUCGGCUUACUGCGAGACUCCGGUCUACAACCCGGAUCUCUGCCCUAACAUGAUAGCCGCCCAGGCCAAGCUUGUGUACCACCUCAACAAAUACUACCAGGAGAAAUGCCAAUCACGGAAGGCGGCCAUCUCCAAGACCAUCCGGGAGGUGUGCAAGGUGGUGUCGGACGUCUUGAAGGAGGUGGAGGUGCAGGAGCCCCGCUUCAUCAGCUCUCUCAACGAGAUGGACAACCGCUUCGAGGGGCUAGAGGUCAUCUCCCCCACGGAGUUCGAGGUGGUGCUCUACCUCAACCAGAUGGGGGUAUUUAACUUCGUGGAUGACGGGUCUCUGCCGGGCUGCGCUGUGCUCAAGCUGAGCGACGGCCGCAAGAGGAGCAUGUCUCUCUGGGUAGAAUUCAUCACCGCCUCCGGCUACCUCUCUGCGCGCAAGAUCCGCUCCAGAUUUCAGACCCUAGUGGCGCAGGCCGUGGAUAAAUGCAGCUAUAGAGAUGUUGUCAAAAUGGUGUCUGACACCAGCGAGGUGAAGUUACGCAUCAGAGACAGAUACAUAGUUCAGAUCACCCCGGCUUUCAAAUGCACCGGGAUCUGGCCCCGCAGCGCAGCACACUGGCCCCUUCCGCACAUCCCCUGGCCGGGGCCCAACAGGGUAGCCGAGGUAAAGGCCGAGGGAUUCAACCUUCUCUCUAAAGAAUGCUACUCGUUGAACGGAAAACAAAGUUCGGCAGAGAGCGACGCCUGGGUCCUGCAGUUCGGCGAGGCUGAGAACCGCCUACUCCUGGGAGGCUGCAGGAAGAAAUGUCUGUCGGUCCUCAAGACGUUACGGGACCGGCACCUUGAGCUGCCUGGGACGCCCCUCAACAACUACCACAUGAAGACUCUGGUUUCUUAUGAGUGUGAAAAACAUCCACGGGAGUCUGACUGGGAUGAGAACAACCUCGGGGACCGUUUGAACGGGAUUCUAUUGCAGCUUAUUUCGUGUUUGCAGUGCAGGAGGUGUCCCCAUUACUUCCUGCCUAAUCUAGAUCUGUUCCAGGGGAAACCUCAUUCUGCUCUAGAAAAUGCAGCCAAACAGACCUGGCGACUGGCGAGAGAGAUUCUGACCAACCCCAAAAGCUUGGAGAAACUCUGAGGUAAAUGCGUGUUAUAGUGAAGGAGGGUCAGUGAGAGGCCUGGUGAUGUAUCAAAGAACUAUGGACAGAAAUGAUCACUGCACCUCUGUUUUAUUCACGGUCUUGUAAAAUGUGACUAUCCUCUGAUGAUGAAGACGUUUACUCUGAGAUGAUUUUUAUGACAUUUAGUCAAAUAUGACCCUUCUCUUAAUUCUAUUCUGUGAUGUCCUAAUUUAGGAGCAAAUUGUACCAUCAAUCCACAUUCAAGGUUAGGUUACAAUUCAGUGUUAAUCUUUCGUUAUUUCUCUCCAUGCCCACAGUUGUCUAAAUCGUUUAUUUGCUUAAAUGCUUUAAAAUAAAGCCCCCAUACAAGCCUUCACACAAUAUUUCUACUGUAAAUACAUUCAUAGGUUGUGAUUCCAGUGGUCUGAAAUGGUGAAUGUUGUUCUGUGACAUGUAAAUUUAGGAGUUCAAUUACACAUUUUAAAGUAAAACGCCUGAACAUUUUUUUUAUCUGGUAGAAAAUACAUUCAUUUAGUACAUUCAUUUCAGUAAUAGUCUGCUGUAUCUGUUGUCAGUGGACAUUUUCAAAUUUUGAAAGUUUACAUUUUGAUGGUACUAUUUGUUACAUUUAAAAAAAAAAAACAUUCCAUAAACAUACUUGAAUUCUUAUUUAAAGUAUACUCAAUCAUUUUUGUUUGUACCUUGCUUACAUGAUAAAACCUGAAAAUAAGAAAAUAUAUAUAAAUACAGUCUAAUUGAAAAGAAAAAAUGCACUUGAAAUACACUGGAUUAUAACAUUUGUGAUCUGAUUUUUAUUCCUGUUUCUGAAUUAAUUUAAAGAGUUAGCCUAAUAAAAACUAGCUAUGUAAUAUGUGUCCCAAUCAUGAUUCAUGAAAUGUAUAACUUAUAUUUUUGAAUCACAUAUAGGCCAUAUUUAUUGUCUGCACCAUACAUGGGUAUUUUAUAAGCCUAGUGUUUAACCCAUUUUAAAUUACGCAAAUAUAGUUUGUCAUUUUUCUAUUAGUUCCGGCUAUAAGCCUACCCUCCAUAUUGUAUCUAUCAAGUUGUCUACGUUAUAAUAAUAGGCUGUCUAAUUAAAAGCUUUUUAUAGGCUUAAGGCUGUUGGGAAAAACAAAUGUUUGAGAGGUACGUUUGGGGUUAGACAUAUUUCUAAUAUACAGUCCACACGAAGACUGCGCAAAAUCAGGUGUUUUGAACGCGUAAUUGUGCAAAUGUCUAGGUUACAAUGUUAGUAUUAGCCUAAUAGUACUAGUAGUUAUCCCAUGUCCAUACACAGUCGCUAUAUUUAUAAACAAUGAUAAUAUUGGUCUAAAAUCGAACAGACCUCGUAGGCUCUCGUUUGAUGACAUGUGUUUACAGGUUUUGAGCGGAUCAGAAUAUCAAUAAAUGUGUGAAAUGUUGUAGGCCUACAGGUCAGGUUCUCUCCAGAGGCUUGGGUAGGCUUAAGGCUCGUCUACAUCCUGGGACUGCAAAUGGCACAACGUCCCAAUUAGACAAAAUAUUCUAAAAUGCUCCACAAUCUCCUAAUGGUUGAAUUCUUGCACAUGGGUGAACCUGGAUAAUUAUUUUAAUCUCCAAAUCACAUUUUGUGUCUUGCAAAAGAAAGGAACCUGGGGUCUAUGCGUGCCCAGCCUAA